CCCGAAAUGGCCCAAUUUCAGACAAGUUGAAAUAACGUAAAACACGCUCAUGUGAACCAACACCAUUCCUACACUUCUCAGUGAAGCGAACUCCCUUCACCGAUCUCUCCCAACGAAGUAAGUUUUCCCAACGAAAUUGGCUACAUUUCGUGCUUCAUUUUCGUUUUCUCUUUUAUCAGUGCCUUCACAGUAGCAUUUGUUUUUGAGAAUUGAAUAAGCUUCUUCUUCCCUUUUAUUAGGGUCUUCAACAGUAGCCAAUUUGUAUUUGAUUUUGAGUUAAGUAGGCGUGCGUGAAAAUGUGUUCAACUAAUCAUCGUGGUAAUAAUGAUGAUGAAGACGAUGAUUUUGAGACCCCUGCCGCUCCUUCUAAACAGGGAAGCAUUAGAAGGAUCCGCUCACAGGCGAAGCAAACUGUUAAAUCUAUUAAGGCCGGCAAGAGAAAGGCCGAGAAUGCCAAUGAAAACGGUAAAAAGAAAAAGAAAAAGACGAAGGUUCCUGCUCUAGCUGAAAAGAAGGUUGGUGAGUACUAUCUAGAAGCUGAUGAACAUUUCCAAAUCAGGAUUAGUUGCCAUACAAACACAGAGAUUGUCAGCAUUCUGAAGCAAUACUUGACUGAAACACAACAACAAAUGUUUCGGGAUAGUUUUUUUGGCUACUUCUUCGAGUUGCUUCCAUUCAACAAUCAGAAUCAACUCAUAUAUGUUUUUUUACUGAAGGAAAUUGCCCCUAAUUGUGAAAAAGAGACAUAGAUUAAACUCAAUGCAUGGUAAUACUUGCGGUUCGGCAUCAGAGAAUUUGCUUUAGUUACUGUGUUGAAGUGUUACGAAGAUGAUAACACUGUGUAUGAUGAGCCAGAAGUCAACUGGUUAUUGAAAGAGUAUUUUCCCAGAUAUGGAAAAGAAUUAGUAACAAGGGAGAGUUUGCUUGAUCACUUCAAGCAAAAGGGUUGGAAGUCAGAUGAGGAUGCAAUCAAAAUGGCCAUACUAGCAUUCAUCCACCAUUUCCUUUUCUCUGAUGCUAAUAAGCAUAGCAUAUUAAAAAAGGAUUUUGAUAUAGUUGAGAGUGGUCAGUAUCAGAGGUAUGCAUGGGGCAUAAAAGUAUUUGAAGACAUGUUCAAAACAAUGAUGGAUAAAUUGCGUGCCAAGUUGAUGAUGUACAGGCUCGGAGGU
This is a messenger RNA of Lycium ferocissimum, 1169 nucleotides long. RefSeq lists its product as uncharacterized. Lineage: Eukaryota; Viridiplantae; Streptophyta; Magnoliopsida; Solanales; Solanaceae. The record is from RefSeq and is a predicted model, not a curated record. The transcript is spliced from 3 exons. Bases 297 to 749 code for a protein of 150 amino acids.